Messenger RNA from Ciona intestinalis (vase tunicate), 2816 nucleotides. Lineage: Eukaryota; Metazoa; Chordata; Ascidiacea; Phlebobranchia; Cionidae. The record is from RefSeq and is a predicted model, not a curated record.
UAAAUUAAACGUUGUAACAUAGUUUUUGAGACUUUUGGUAUUGUCAGCUUGUUAAUAAAAAUGCCUGGCGUACUUUUACCUAAUUUUCAAGAAAAGAAUGAGAAGCAUUUGUUUGAUCAAUAUGGGUCAUCCAUGGUUGAGUCUAAUAUUAAGCUUCUUAAAACCGAAGCAGAAAAGAUUCGGAUCUGGAAUCUCCAGGGUGAUCUGAGGCGACAAGAGCUGGAACGUGCAGUCCAUGAUCUGACUAUUACUGUGGAGUCGCAAAGAAAAUCCCUACUUGAGGUGCAGAUGGAAGGUGAAGCUGUCAGUACAAAAAUGCACGAAGAAAUUGGAAAACGUAGCAUUUGUCUUCAGAAAAUUGAUUCAACAAGAGAGCUGUGUAACUUGCUAAAAAGUCAGGUCUACGAUUUGAGUGAUACUCUAAAGUUAUGUGAAGGGUAUAAGGAAAUGAUUGCGUCCGAAAGUAUGGAAACCAAAAUGGCUAUCAAUGAGUUGUCGGUUGAUUUUAAAAACCUAUUUCACACUUGCGAAAAGCGAAGUUCCGUGCAUGAGAAAAAGCUGGUUCAGGCUCAGGAGAAUGUGAACAAAUUGACUGCUACUCAUGCACAAGAAUUGGAAGAGAUAAAAGCAAAAUUAGAAGAGUGCAAAGAACUGCGUAGUAGAUAUCAACUGGAAAGUUCGGUGCUUGCUGAAAAACUUGCAGAGGAACAGGAAGUUAUGAUAAAGCAGGGAUCAGAGUAUAGGGAGAAGAUUGCAAGCUGUGAGAAACAGAUCAAUGCCAAUGAGUUACAUAUGCAGAUGCUGCAAAAAGAGUGCAAUGAAACAAAAGUUUUGCUGGAGGAAAAGAAAAACAAGUUAAAGGAGGUAGAAGAAUCGUUGGAGACUCAGGAAGGAGCAUUACUUGAUUUAAAAGAGAAACUUGGAAGUGAACAAGCAAAAUCAGAGCAAUUGCAUGCAUCAAGCAAUAAUGAAAUAAAUAAGCUGGAAAAGUUAGUUGAACAGAAAAGUAUUGAUUUAAAAAUUUCGGGUGAUAACUUGGAAGCUGCUAUGAAAGAAAAGAAUGAUACUGAGAAAGAGUUCAAGGCCAAACUUAGGGAAAUGCAGCAGCAGCAUAAGGUUGAGGUAAAGGAGCUGAAGGCUUUGAAUAAAAAGGGUAGUGCGGAGAUUUUGGAGCAAAUGGAUGAACAGCAAAGUAAAAUGUCUGAAUUGAGGUCAAAUUUGGAGAAAAGGGUUAAAGAGCUUCUACAGCAGUUGAAGGAAUUAAAAUCAGUGAAAAAACAAGAAGUAGGUAAGCUGAAUGCACAGGUUAAAUUGAAGGAACAGGAGAUAGAGAAACUACAGAAAGAUGCUAAAGUAUCGAUGGAAAACUUAGUUAAGGACAAACAAGCUGAACUGGAGACUGUUCAAAAAGCAUUGGAGCAAAGACAGGUCAGUUUAGAGAAUUUACAAAAGCAAUAUGAUGAUCUUACGAAAAAUCAAGCUGAUGAUACAGAUAAAAUGCUUUCAAUGAAACAACAGAACCUUAGCUUGACUAAAACUCUUAAAGAGUUUGAACUGGAAAAAGAGAGGUACGGUAACGAAUGUGGAGCGUUGAAACUGGAAGUGGAAACAGGAGCAAGAAAAAUUUCUGAACUUGAAAAAGAUAGAAGCAAGCUGCAAAAAAUGUUAGAUGAUAAAAAUUCUACAAGUACCAGUAAUGAGAAGAAUUUAGAAAACAACUUAACUACAGUAAACAAAGAACUGGCUGAACUGAAAAUCUCGAAUCAGAGUCAGGAAAAUGAAAUUUGUCGGUUGAAAUCGCUGCUUCAAAAAAAAGAAAGUGUUAUUGUUUCCGCUAAGGAAGAUGCUGGAAGCAUACGUGAAGAGUUGGCAGUUAAGGAACAGUCUUUAGUUGAAACAAAGAAAUAUUACAAUCAAGUAAAAGCUGUGCGAAAAGAACAGGAUGAAGUGAUUGGUCAAAUGGAGAUGGAAAUUAAAAUUCUGAAGUCAGAACUUCUAAAAAAAUCGAGAGCACCUGAAAAGUUAUCCAAGUCGAGCAAAAACAAUAUGAAUGAUCGGGUGUAUACCGAAGUUGAAAAUUUGAUGAAUUUAAAUGAAAAUGUGGUUAAGAAGCAAAAGUUGGAUGACAAUCACUUCAACAACAACGAUAUUCUGUCACCUUCUCCCACAAAAUGUAUUCAGAAGCUUGAGCUAGGUGAAUUUCCAAAGCAUAGCACGCCAAAGCACCGUUAUGGUCGUAGAGAACAAGCACUGAUACAAAUGAAAUCAGCCACCCCACGUAACUCGGCCAUGCCAUGCAAAUCUGUAACACCACGCACAGAAAAGAGGAAGAAGCCAGUGUGGAAGAAGACCCCAAGCAAAACCAGCAAUGUGAUUAAACCAUCCAAACAAGCACAAGAAGUUGAUUGGUUUGACACAGACAGCGUGUACGGAUUCUUUGGUUAGCCUAAUAUGUUUGAACUAUUUAUAUAAACUUUAUAUUGAUUAAUUUUGCUGUUCUUUUAAAUCUUUUUGGUGUUUAAUUUUUCCUGCUAUGAAAUAUAUAUAAACAAUUCUUUUGUUUAUUCUUCUCAUAAAAUAUGAUGCGCCAGUCAUUUUGGCACUCAGUAUUCAUUUUAAUUACCUAAGAAAAUGUAUCUACACUCACUGGUUUUAUAUUAGUUCUAUUUUCUGUCCAUAAUAUCACUGCCAAGUUGUGAAACUAAAUUACAAACCAACUGCCUGUAUCUAAAUUUGAAAGAAUUACCUGUAAUGAAAUUUUACCAUCGAUAUGAAAUUUUCUUUAUUUUUAUACAUUUAUUUUAAGUUUAACAUUG